This is a messenger RNA of Frankliniella occidentalis (western flower thrips), 1033 nucleotides long. RefSeq names its product gastrula zinc finger protein XlCGF8.2DB-like. Gene Ontology annotation, cellular component: PcG protein complex; transcription regulator complex. Gene Ontology annotation, molecular function: DNA-binding transcription factor activity, RNA polymerase II-specific; RNA polymerase II cis-regulatory region sequence-specific DNA binding. The record is from RefSeq and is a predicted model, not a curated record. Lineage: Eukaryota; Metazoa; Arthropoda; Insecta; Thysanoptera; Thripidae. Bases 113 to 778 code for a protein of 221 amino acids. Gene Ontology annotation, biological process: regulation of transcription by RNA polymerase II. The transcript has a single exon.
UGGACCCGGUACUACACCACCAGGACGAGAGUCCGUCGACUGGAAGGAGAAUCCGGAGAUCAAGGCCGAGACGGGCGCUGUCGACCACGGCGAUGAUCCCAAUGCUGGUGCCAUGGACAAGCAGCUGAGGCUAGUGGUCACUGGGUGCUAUUCGCUCCAAGGCCGCCGCGAGCAAGACCCCGAGGACAUCACCGACAGCAGGACCUUGAAGGGCGGCGCAGGGGACAGUCAGCAAUUGGCGGGCAGCGAACUGGCAUCCAACGGCGUCGCCAGUGACGCCCGCAAGGCCAAAGCACCUGCUGCUGAGGCGAAGCAGAAUGGUGCAGAACGGAGCGUACAUAAUGUUGGAAAACCGUACCAAUGCGAAAUAUGCAAGCAUUGUUUUGCUAUCAAAUGUAACCUUGUCGCACACAUGAGGACACACACUGGGGAGAGACCUUACCAGUGCGACAUCUGCAAGCAUCGUUUUGCUAUAAAAAAAACUCUUGUCGAACACAUCAGGACACAUACUGGGGAGAGACCUUACCAGUGCGACUACUGCAAGCAUCGGUUUGCUGUAAAAAAAACUCUUGUCACACACAUCAGGACACACACUGGCGAGAGACCGUACAAUUGUGACGAUUGCAAGCAGCGUUUUGCUUCCAAACGUACUCUUGUCGCACACAUAAGGACACACACUGGGGAGAGACCAUAUCACUGUGAAUCCUGCAAGCAACGAUUCACACAAAGAUCUCACCUUGUUAAACACCUAAAAAAACACUCUUGCGAAAAGGCAUAGUAUUGCAGCUGAUGGGUAAAACGGAUUUCACGUCAAUUGAAAGUUAUCGCUUUUAAUACUUUUAAACUAACUGCAGUUAAAAUCACCUUGGAGAUCUUUUAAAGGCAAGUAAAUUUAGGUCUGAGCCACGAUAUUGCCAAGACAUUUCGUCUUACUGUCUUUUGUGAAAGAUAAACUGGCUCAUAAUACGUGAACGACGGUCUUUUGUACCUCUCUAGUGUUUCAAUAAGUCUCGAAUUAUUGUAUUUUGCGUUC